This is a messenger RNA of Salarias fasciatus (jewelled blenny), 1529 nucleotides long. RefSeq names its product adenylosuccinate synthase 1 (gene adss1). Gene Ontology annotation, biological process: IMP metabolic process; 'de novo' AMP biosynthetic process. The record is from RefSeq and is a predicted model, not a curated record. Gene Ontology annotation, cellular component: cytoplasm. Bases 61 to 1431 code for a protein of 456 amino acids. NCBI's taxonomy places the organism in Eukaryota, Metazoa, Chordata, Actinopteri, Blenniiformes, Blenniidae. Gene Ontology annotation, molecular function: adenylosuccinate synthase activity; GTP binding. The transcript is spliced from 13 exons.
GCCGCCCUCGGAGGCAGCCUUCAGUCUUCUUGAGACGGAGCGACCAGGGCCACCGCCGACAUGUCGCUCAGCUGGUCGGCGAAAGACCACAAGAACACGAAUCAGGCCGCCGCCGCCGGGCUGAAGCGCUCGCGCAACGACGCGGGGAACAAAGUGACCGUGGUGCUCGGCGCGCAAUGGGGCGACGAGGGGAAAGGGAAAGUCGUUGAUUUAUUGGCGACCGAGGCUGACGUCGUCUGCAGGUGCCAGGGCGGCAACAACGCGGGACACACAGUGGUGGUGGAUGGCAAGGAGUAUGACUUUCACCUCCUUCCCAGCGGAAUCAUCAAUCCCAAAAGCAUAUCACUCAUCGGCAAUGGAGUGGUCAUACAUCUACCUGGCUUGUUUGAAGAGGGAGAUAAAAAUGACAAGAAAGGUUUAAAAGGCUGGGAUAAAAGGCUAAUAGUUUCUGACAGAGCUCACAUCGUGUUUGAUUUCCAUCAAGUCGUUGAUGGCUUACAGGAAACUGAGCGACAAGCACAAGAAGGAAAAAACAUUGGAACAACCAAGAAGGGCAUUGGACCUGCGUACUCCAGCAAAGCCUCACGCACUGGCCUACGUGUGUGCGACCUCCUGGGCGACUUUAAGGACUUCUCCACUCGAUUCAAGAACCUGGUCCACCAGUACCAGUCCAUGUAUCCAUCCUUGACAGUCGAUGUCGAGGACCAGCUGAAAAAACUGAAGGACUACGGUGAGAGAUUGCGGCCAAUGGUCCGAGACGGAGUCUAUUACAUGUACGAAGCUCUUCACGGGCCUCCAAAGAAAAUUCUGGUUGAAGGGGCCAAUGCUGCUCUGCUUGACAUUGACUUUGGCACAUAUCCUUUUGUGACGUCCUCAAACUGCACCGUAGGAGGUGUGUGCACUGGUCUGGGCAUCCCUCCACUCAACAUCGGUGAAGUGUUUGGCGUAGCGAAGGCCUACACCACCCGAGUGGGAAUUGGAGCUUUCCCCACAGAGCAACUCAAUGCAGUCGGCGAGCUGCUGCAGACAAGGGGGCAUGAGGUCGGUGUGACCACCGGAAGGAAGCGGCGCUGCGGAUGGCUGGACCUUGUCAUCGUCAGAUAUGCUCACAUGAUCAAUGGCUUCACAGCCAUUGCUUUGACAAAACUUGACAUUCUGGAUGUGCUGGAUGAAAUUAAAGUCGGAGUUGCCUACAAACUCAAUGGAAAGAGAAUUCCACAUUUCCCAGCCAACAUGGACGUGUUGCACAAAGUCGAGGUUGAGUAUGAGACUUUCCCUGGCUGGAAGACAGACACAUCUGCUGCCAGGAAGUGGAACGACCUACCAGCCAAAGCACAGAACUACAUCCGCUUCAUUGAGAACCACAUUGGAGUCCCCAUCAAGUGGGUCGGCGUCGGAAAGUCCAGAGAGUGCAUGAUCCAGAUGUUUUAGAUGUCUGCCGCACUAUGAUGGAGGCUCAAACAUUUUCCCAUGAUGUGGCAGCAUUUCAUCACCUAAAAAGAUCAUCACUAAUAAUAAACUUAUGCGAC